CACCAGAGACUGGGAAUCUAUGCUAGACUGCUAUGAAUACAGGAGGUUUGCCCAUCUUGUGCUUGUCAGACUCCUACCAUUAUACACGUCUCAGAUUCUGUAUAACUCGAUAGAGUCAGUUGCUGCCUCGCAACACAAAGCCAUCAUGAUUGGACUCACCGUUGAAGCAAGAGAUGAUCGCGGAAUGUUCUCCCAUGAUCACAGGACGCACAUUCGCAUCAAGUCAUCAAGUCAGCAACAGCAUCGGCCUUCCUUACCGCAAGGAUACGCAAAGCACCAUAUUGUAUACCUGGACAGUAUACAUAUGCCGCUCGCACAAUUCGACUUUGACCACACGCUUGAAGUCCAUCACAGUACACCUGCAAAUCUGGUCGCCGAGCGCAUACGAACAGCGACUAUCGUUGUAUCAGUUCUCACACCUGUGGGAGCAUCGGAUCUAGAUCAAGCGCCCAACGUGCGACUGAUCGCCGCGCUAUGCAGCGGAUGCUCUUGGAUCGAUAAGCCUUACUGUCAACGUCGUGGAAUUGAUGUUGUGCACGUACCUCAUGCAAGCAUUGAAGCAGUUGGAGAACAUUUCCUCGGACUUUACUUCGCCUGUCGAAGGCGAAUUCCUGCGGUCAAUCAGUGUGUAAAGGAUACUCAAACCUGGAAGAUGAAGAAAACGUUGACCAAACAUUUCUGGACCGACGGUCCUCCGCUGAGUUGCAAACAAGAGACCUUGGGCAUCAUAGGGUACGGCCGCCUCGGACAGAGAAUUGAAGAUCUUUGCAGAAAUGUGGGCUUCGAGAAAGUGCUUGUAGCAGAGCGAAAGGAUGCCAAGACAGUCAGAGAAGGCCGCCUGCGCUUCGAGCAAGUGCUUGAGCAGAGCACUGUGCUCGCUAUUGCUUGUUCAUUGACGGAUGAAGCAUGCGACAUGAUACACGAACCCGAGUUGAAGCGUAUGCGGAAGGACGCAAUUAUUGUUAAUAUCGCCAGAGGUGGCAUCAUUAACGAAGCUGCUUUGGCCACCGCACUGAAAGAAGGCUGGAUAUACGGGGCCGCCCUGGAUGUUCUCCAAAAUGAACCCGCAGGACCUGGAAGUAGUCCACUUUUGCCGAGAACAGAGCAUGGCGAGGCGGAGGUUCCAAACCUCGUUUUCACAGCACAUCUUGCUUGGUUCGCUGGAUCCACAAUGCAGGCUAUGCAAGAAUGCAAUCGCGACGGCAUUGCUGCAUUCAUCGAAGAUCGGAUGACAGAUCCAUCAAUUCAAUCCAGUGUCAUCGUGCACAAUGGCAGGAUCUGGAAGUAGCGGUCCUGUGAGCAUGCCCAAUCACGCCAUUAUCUUCCUGACUCUCAUCCUCGCCUCGGGAUGGAGUAUCAUCAUAGACUCGAUCUCCAAGGUCAUAGGGUGGUCCUCAGAUGGGUCGAGCUGCCAAUCGUAAUGAAGUACCAAAUACGCGAGCAGCAUCUUCAUAAUGUCUGCUGCAAGAAAUCUCCCUACAAGAGAUGAGUGUUCAAAGGCUUGUGGCAUUCUCUCAGUAAAGGGAGCGGCUCACCAGGACAUGUUCGCAACCCGAAACCUGAAACGCAGAUCGUCAGCCAACCACUCAAGGCCGAUUUACACGGCGUGGUAACUCACCGAAUCCCAAAUGCUCCACACUGGUUGCUACAAAGCUCGGCUUGGGGAGUGCAGGCUGUUGAGGCUUCGC
Cercospora beticola is the source of this 1688-nucleotide messenger RNA. RefSeq lists its product as uncharacterized. Lineage: Eukaryota; Fungi; Ascomycota; Dothideomycetes; Mycosphaerellales; Mycosphaerellaceae. The record is from RefSeq and is a predicted model, not a curated record. Gene Ontology annotation, molecular function: oxidoreductase activity, acting on the CH-OH group of donors, NAD or NADP as acceptor; NAD binding.